AUGCGAUCAUCACUAGUUUCUUUCUUUCCAUUCCACCGAGUCCUUUUAUUUAUUUAUUUUUUUCUUUCUUUCUUUCUUUUUCAUCUUCUCUCAAACCCCAUUCUCUCUUUCUUUCUUUCUUUCUUUUUUCUUUGCGAUCCAACCAUAUAUUCCUUCAAAUUGUCUUUCAUCAUUUUUCUUUCUUCCUUUUUUCUUUCUUUCUUAUUUCUUUUUCAUCUUCUCUCAAACGCCUUUCUUUCUUUCUUUUUCUUUCUUUCUUUCUUUCUUUCUUUCUUUCUUUCUUUCUUUCUUUCUUUAUUUCUUUCUUCUUUCUUUCUUUCUUUCUUUCUUUCAGAUCCAACCAUAUAUUCCUUCAAAUUGUGUUUCAUUAGUUGCCUCUCAUUUUUCUUUCUUCCUUUCUUCCUUUCUUUCUUUCUUUCUUUUUUCUUUCUUUGCGAUCUAACCAUAUAUUCCUUCAAAUUGUGUUUCAUUACUUGCCUGUCAUAUUUCUUUAUUUCUUUCUUUUUCAUCUUCCCACAAACACCUUUCUUUCUUUCUUUCUUUCUUUCUUUCUUUCUUUCUUUCUUUCUUUCUUUCCUUCUUUCUUUCUUUCCAUCUUUCUUUCUUUCUUUCUUUCUUUGCGAUCCAAGCAUAUAUUCCUUCAAAUUGUGUUUCAUUAGUUGCCUCUCAUAUUUCUUUUUCUUUGUUUCUUUGUUUGUUUCUUUGUUUCUUUCUUUCUUUCUUUCUUUCCUUUUCAUCUUCUCUCAAACCCCUUUCUUUCUUUCUUUCUUUCUUUCUUUAUUUCUUUGCGAUCUAAACAUAUAUUCUUUCAUAUUGCCUUUCAUUAGUUGCCUCUCAUUUUUCUUUAUUUCUUUCUUACUUUCCUUUUUUCUUUCUUUCUUUUUCAUCUUCUCUCAAACACCUUUCUUUUUUCCUUCUUUCUUUCUUUCUUUGCAAUCCAACCAUUUAUUCCUUCAAAUUACCUUUCAUCAGUUGCCUCUCAUUUUUCUUUUCUUUCUUUCUUUCUUUCUUUCUUUCUUUCUUUCUUUCUUUCUUUCUUUCUUUGUGAUCAACCAUAUAUUCCAUCAAAUUGUCUUUCAUCAGUUGUCUCUCUUUUUUCUUUUUUUCAUUUUUUCUUUCUUUCUUUCUUUCUUUUUUCGUUCUUUCUCAUCUUCCCUCAAACCACUUUCUUUCUUUCUUUCUUUUUCAUUUUCCAUCAAACCCCUUUCUUUCUUUUUUCUUUCUUUCUUUCUUUCUUUCUUUCUUUCUUUCCGAUCCAACCAUAUAUUCCUUAAAUUUUCUUUCAUCAGUUGCCUCUCAUUUUUCUUUUUCUUUCUUUCUUUCUUUUUCAUCUUCUCUCAAACCCCUUUCUUGCUUUCUUUCUUUCUUGCUUUCUUUCUUGCUUUCUUUCUUUCUUUCUUUAUUUCUUUCUUUGCGAUCCAACCAUAUAUUCCUUCAAAUUGUCUUUCAUUAGUUGCCUCUCAUUUUUCUUUCUUUCUUUCUUUCUUUCUUUCUUUCUUUCUUUCUUUCUUUCUUUCUUUUUCAUCUUCCCUCAAACACAUUUCUUUCUUUCUUUCUUUCUUUCUUUCUUUCUUUCUUUCUUUCUUUCUUUGCGAUCCAACCAUAUAUUCCUUUAAUUUGUGUUUCCUUAGUUGCCUCUCAUUUUUCUUUUUCUGUCUUUCUUUCUUUCUUUCUUUCUUUCUUUCUUUCUUUCUUUCUUUCUUUCUUUCUUUCUUUUUUCUUGCUUUUUCAUCUUCUCUCAAACCCCUCUCUUUCUUUCUUUCUUUCUUUCUUUCUUUCUUUCAUUCUUUCUUUCUUUUUUCUUUGCGAUAUAUUCCUUCAAAUUCGCCUUUCUUUCUUUCUUUCUUUUUCUUUCUUUCUUUCUUUGCGAUCAAUCCAUAUAUUCCUUCAAAUUGUCUUUCAUUAGUUGCCUCUCAUUUUUCUUUCUUUCUUUCUUUCUUACUUUCUUUCUUUCUUUCUUUUUCAUCUUCUCUCAAACACCUUUCUUUCUUUUCUUUCUUUCUUUCUUUCUUUCUUUCUUUCUUUCUUUCUUUGCGAUCCAACCAUAUAUUCCAUCAAAUUGUCUUUCAUCAGUUGCCUCUCAUUUUUCUUUUUUCUUUCUUUUUUAUUUCUUUCUUUCUUUCUUUUUUCUUUCUUUCUCAUCUUCCCUCAAACCACUUUCUUUCUUUCUUUUUUUUCCCUCAAACCCCUUUCUUUCUUUCUUUCUUUCUUUCUUUCUUUCUUUCUUUCAGAUCCAACCAUAUAUUCCUUCAAAUUGUCUUUCAUCAGUUACCUCUCAUUUUUCUUUUCUUUCUUUCUUUCUUUCUUUCUUUCUUUCUUUCUUUCUUUCUUUCUUUAGAGAAUAUGAAGGAAAUGACAAGAUUUCUUUCUAAAGGUAUUCAUACGACAUGUAAUCUAUCUAUCUAUCUAUCUAUCUAUCUAUCUAUCUAUCUAUCUAUCUAUCUAUCUAUUUAA
Molecule: messenger RNA, 2454 nt
Organism: Acanthosepion pharaonis
Lineage: Eukaryota; Metazoa; Mollusca; Cephalopoda; Sepiida; Sepiidae
Source: the annotation of a GenBank genome assembly